Molecule: messenger RNA, 2097 nt
Organism: Histoplasma mississippiense
Lineage: Eukaryota; Fungi; Ascomycota; Eurotiomycetes; Onygenales; Ajellomycetaceae
Exons: 2
Coding region: 1-2097 (698 amino acids)
Source: RefSeq, a predicted model, not a curated record
AUGGCCAGAGGAGCUCACUCUGCGUCCCAGAAAACGGAUGCGCUUGGGAUAUUCUACCGCAGCCAUAGAUCGCGGCACAGCGACACCCAUGCUCUGAAGAAGAAUAUCUCUGACCCCUUCGACUUCCAACAUGUUACACAUACAAGCCCCAGCCAGCUCCCACCUUUGAAUAACUGUCAUCUCCAUGAUAUAGUGACGGAAUUCUCCGUCAUUAGGGCCUCCCAGCGUCCUGGCAGCGAGCUGAAGGGAAUCAGAGCCGAACGCUUGCAUUCCGAAAACUCUUCCUCUGACAAUAUUUCCACCAACAAUGAUGCCAUUCUGCGCACUUGGGACUCAAAGUUCCAGCACUCCCAUAGCCCCCCUCGAUCACCUAAUGCACGCACCUCACCUAACUCCCAUUCCAAUCUUCAAUCAAACCGCAAUUCUCGAUCAGUAGAAAAUUUUUCUCGCCCAGUGUCUCGCCUGUCCAGGCAACAAUCAUCCCCAUCGAUGAUACCGCCUCCUCGAUCGUCUUCAAAGCUGGCAACACCUGAUAUCCCUGAGCCAUCACCUCAAACCAUUGAUGCCCUGCUUGGUCUUCAUUCUACCUUUGUUGUUCCAGAAACAACGUACGAUGAUACACAAGAGCAACACCUCCCAAAGCUGGAUCUGCCCAGCGUCUUCCCCGGUGUCGGAAACGCUAUCACACCUGAUGACGAUGAGCCAGUAAUGGCCCGUACACCGCCAUCGAAUAUUCAUACUUUUGAUCUCGCAGAUGUUCCAGAGGAGGACGAGACUGCGGCAUUCCGCAAUAGUGAGGCACGAAGCUCCGUCCUCGCAACUUCGUCAGAACCUUUCCGCUUUGGACAGUCCACCCCCAGAGUGGACUUCGAUAAACCUUUACCUGCAGUGCCUUCAUAUACACAACGCAUCCAAGAGCCGCUUGGAUCGCCUACGAUUCCAGCACUUGCUGGAGAUUCCGAUGCAGCUUUUGCACAGAAGAAAUGGGCGUUGAACAAGCGGCGUUCGAUAUUGCAAUGUCCAGCAGAUGACUUGUCAUGGGAGGAUGACAUCGAUUAUUGCUACGAGCAUGCUGCAGAGUCAAAUUCAAAUUUCGAUUGGCAACGCACUUCAUUUGAAGAACUGGAAAUGAGAGAGAGACUCGAGAGCCUGACUAUUAGAGCAAUCCCCGUGGCUGAUUCCCCCAACGCCAUUGGCACAGAAAAGUUUGCCGAACCCAUUGAUCUCCAGAAUCAAGAGAGUCAGGAUGCAUCGGAACACAGUGACCGGCAAAGCAUCAAUGAGAACACCGCUACGGUGCCCCUUUUCAUUGCUGCGAGUUAUGAUGUUAGCCCAAUAACAGCGACCAGUCUUCUUCCAUGCGUUCAAGCAGAUCCAUUAUCACAAGCCGAUUACUUUAGAGCCGAGCAUGUGCCAAUCGUGGCAGCGCCCUUUGGAGAUGACAUGGUGUCAAGUCAAGCCUAUGACGAGUUGAUUCCGGGCGGCCAAAAGAUCGAUGAACAUUAUCCCUUGUACUUCCCAACCCAGGUGGACGAGCCCGUCGAUUCUUCCCGAGGAAGCUGCUCUCCAAUCAGCAAGUGCAACUCGCAGGAAAGCAUUAUUCUGUCCCGCGCGGCAUCAGUCGCACGAAAGCAUCGCUCGUCGGUGUCCACAAUCAGUGUUCCCGAGUUAGUGCAUAGUUCGAACCGCAGCCACCCAGCCGUGGAUUAUGAUUCCAUGCCCUCUGCCGGUGAACAGCAAAUGAAGAAAAUUGCCUCCCGCCCGCCCCCCAUCGCCAUUCAUCAACGAAGUAAGAGCCUGGCGCGAGAGCUCACUCAGCGAUCGGCGCCUAUCUUGUCCGCAGAUUCUGUGGAUGGCUAUAAUUCUGAGGUCUCAUCUGUCCCGAAGAUGCCGUAUCACGAUCGCGCGAAGUCUGUAUCCGCCUUGGAUCUGUGCCAACCUACCUCGCCCGUCAAGACCAAGACCCCUGAGACUCGAAAGCGGUCUGUCACUGUAACCCGUGGCCCUAGUGGUCGGAAGGCUCGAAAGUCAUACUCGCUUUUUCCCACUGCAGCUGCAGCGACUCCCCGCCCCCGCAUCGCGGUGAGAAAAAUGUAA